This is a messenger RNA of Raphanus sativus (radish), 1093 nucleotides long. RefSeq lists its product as uncharacterized. Bases 124 to 957 code for a protein of 277 amino acids. The record is from RefSeq and is a predicted model, not a curated record. Lineage: Eukaryota; Viridiplantae; Streptophyta; Magnoliopsida; Brassicales; Brassicaceae. The transcript has 11 exons.
ACAUAGUUGAGGGGGUACAAUUGAAAUCUCGUUUUGAUUGAAUCAACGACGGAUGUAAAUCGAAGAAGAGCGACCAGGACUGCAACCGUGACGAGCACUCGUCUCUUCUCCUCCGUACCGGACAUGGCUGAGACGCUCUGGAUCCCGAGGCUUCUUCUCAUCACUCUCGUCGUCCUCAUCCCCUUCCGAGUUCACUCUCAGUGCGAGUUCAGAUUUAGUCGACGCAACAAGGUCUUUGAUUUCAAUUUAGCAUCUUCGAUUAAGAAUCACCCUCACGGUGCUCUCAGCGAAGAUGGGUUUUAUAGAGUGGAAGCGAACAGUACCGUGCUAUGGUUUCAGCUUUGUGACAUGCUUAUUUUCAAUCAUGAUUCUCCUCGAUGUGUUGGUUGCCAAGAUUGUGGAGGUCCGUCACACUGUGGAACAUCGUGUAGUGCACUCCUCUCAGAAAAUGUAAGAGGAUAUGACGUAUGCAGUUCCCUUGGGCAUCCCUCAAGCUCAAAAGUUGAUAUUAUUGAUAAAGAAGAUCCUGGCAAAGGCGUCAUUGUUAAGAUGUUAGGUGGAAGUGGUAACCCAAAUUGCUCACUUUCCGUUUCUGUUAUCUGCCAGAAAUAUAAAGUUGACGGACCACUCACUCUAACGAAAUCUGGUGUCUGUCAUUAUGCUACGGAGAUGCGACAUCCUUCUGGUUGUGCAGUAGCUAUAUCUGGCCAUGGUAGUGGAUGGGGCUGGUUUGGUACCUUACUAAUCAUCAUCUUAUGUUUAUUUGGAGCUUAUCUGCUGGGUGGUUCCUUAUAUCGGUAUUUCUCCCUUGGAAUUCGUGGCAUAGAAGUAAUCCCAAAUUCUGAUUUCUGGGUCACUGUACCUCACAGAAUACAGAGCUGUUUUGGUUCACUAUUUCAGAGAUUUGGGGGUUCAAGUCAUGGCCACCAACAAGCCUCCUAUUCGCGGGUCAACUAGUGAGCAGUCACCUGAGUCCUCUAUGACACAACAAAUCUUCGAAGUUGUUUGCAUUGGAUCUCUUAAGAAACAGAAGAAUCUUUGUUUGUUUGUUUUGAUAUGCUAACUGAUCAAAUGGUAAAUUUUUUUUUGUUAA